AUGAAGGGCCUUGAGCGGAGUGUUAAGCGCAGACGUGCUGCUACGAACCCUAUUGAGAGAGCAAACCGGAAGGAUGACGAUACUUUCAUUAAGGAGCACCUAUACCCCAGUAACCCUGCAUGGCCUGAGUGGAUCAACCCAAAGACACAAGACAAGUUCCCGCUCAGCCUUACCAGCUCGGGUAACUUGAGUGAUGAAGACCUCGACGCGUGCUUCAAGCUAGUUGAAGAGACUAGCCGAGCCGAUUAUGAAUCUUCAUCAGUCGGGUGGAAGCCGGGUAAAAAGCUCGCUGAGAUGAAAUCCCCUGAGUUGAGGUAUAUCCUAGUCAAGGAUAUCGUGGGAAGUGUCCGCGGCUUCACAUCUUUAAUGCCUACAUAUGAAGAAGGCGAGCCCGUUGUAUACUGUUACGAGAUCCAUCUCAAGCCAGAGCUACAAGGAACUGGCCUAGGCAAGACACUCAUGGGAUUCCUAGAGAGCAUCGCUGUUAAUACGCCUCCUAUUGAAAAAGUCAUGCUUACUUGCUUUUUAAGCAAUCAGAGAGCGUUUGCUUUCUAUAAGAAGUUGGGUUUCGAGAAAGACGAGAUAUCACCAGAACCGAGGAAGCUACGAUUCGGCAAGGAAUUUAUCCCCGACUAUGUUAUCAUGAGUAAAGCCGUCAAGAGGGAGCAAUCCGCCUGA
Daldinia loculata is the source of this 678-nucleotide messenger RNA. RefSeq names its product acyl-CoA N-acyltransferase. The transcript has 3 exons. Gene Ontology annotation, molecular function: histone H4 acetyltransferase activity; histone H2A acetyltransferase activity; protein N-terminal-serine acetyltransferase activity. Bases 1 to 678 code for a protein of 225 amino acids. The record is from RefSeq and is a predicted model, not a curated record. Lineage: Eukaryota; Fungi; Ascomycota; Sordariomycetes; Xylariales; Hypoxylaceae. Gene Ontology annotation, cellular component: nucleus.